UCACUAUUAUUCCAAUUACACCUUAUUUAUGUAAAUAAAUAUUCUCAUUCACUUCUUAAUAUCCAAAUCCAAUAUAUUAACUAAGAUUCUUCACAUUCAAUAUGAACAUCCAAUCCAGGAAGGAGUUUGAGACCACAAAUGCACAAGGUGAUGUAGAAAGAAAGGUGGAAACAAUGGACUAUAGUUCAUCAGCUGGGAAGGGUCCAGAGAUGAAGGCCGUGCAAGUGACUCACCAACAUCCGCCAACCAACCAGAAGACCAGCGGCGGUGUCCUCACCGGUGCCGCUGCUGCUGCCACAUUGGCCCUGGAAUCCGCAAAAGAUGCAAUAUCUCGAAAUUAAAUGGAACAAAUGCUCCCAUUAAAAGAUUACCCUUUCCGAUCGACUUUAGAAUUGCUUACAAUUUUCAUUCUUUUGGUAGGGUAUUAAGACUAUAUGUUUUCUAUUUUGUGUAGGGUAUUUGAGCAGUACUUCUAUGUUUGUCUUGUAAGUACACAAUAUUCUUAUUUAGAAAUUAUUAUUGUUAGUGUGAUUAUUGUGAACAGAGGCGAAGCUAGAAAAUUUGUUUAGGGGGUCG
Molecule: messenger RNA, 576 nt
Organism: Gossypium arboreum
Lineage: Eukaryota; Viridiplantae; Streptophyta; Magnoliopsida; Malvales; Malvaceae
Exons: 2
Coding region: 102-341 (79 amino acids)
Source: RefSeq, a predicted model, not a curated record